UUCGGCGGAGGGAGCUGAUGUGGCCGGAGCGGAGGCGCCAGCGCGGCCCGAGUCCCGGUUAAUGCGAAGCGCAGCAGGGAGCCGCCAGAAUGAAACGAGGAAGGAAAACUAAUGAGGCCAACAGCAGUUCAUCUGAAGAGACAACUGAGAAAGAAUCCAAGAGACACAAGGUUAUAGAUGAGAAAGCCAUAGUUGUGCAGGGUCCUGACUGGGCGAACUUGCUUCAAGACAUUAUCCUGCAGGUGUUCCAGUACUUGCCCCUUCUGGAUCGUGCUCAUGCAUCACAGGUCUGCCGAAGCUGGAACCAAGUCUUUCAUAUGCCUGAUCUCUGGAGGUGUUUUGAGUUUGAACUGAAUCAACCAGCUACGUCUUACUUGAGAGCUACGCAUCCUGAACUAAUCAAGCAAAUAAUAAAGAGGCAUUCCAAUCACCUGCAGUAUGUAAGCUUCAAGGUGGACAGUAGCAAGGAAUCUGCAGAAGCAGCUUGUGAUAUUUUAUCACAGCUUGUGAAUUGCUCUCUGAAAACACUUGGGCUAAUUUCAACUGCCCGGCCAAGCUUCAUGGAUUUACCAAAGUCUCACUUUAUUUCUGCACUGACAGUGGUGUUUGUAAACUCCAAAUCCCUCUCUUCACUUAAGAUUGAUGAUACACCAGUAGAUGAUCCAUCUCUCAAAGUGUUAGUGGCUAACAACAGCGACACGCUCAAACUGUUGAAAAUGAGCAGUUGUCCUCAUGUUUCUCCAGCUGGUAUCCUUUGCGUGGCUGACCAGUGUCAUGGCUUACGUGAGUUGGCGCUGAACUACCACCUGCUGAGUGAUGAGCUUCUGCUUGCUUUGUCUUCUGAAAAACACGUCAGGUUAGAACACUUGCGCAUUGAUGUUGUCAGUGAAAAUCCUGGACAGACUCAGUUCCACACGAUUCAGAAGAGCAGUUGGGACGCUUUCAUCAAGCAUUCUCCUAAAGUAAAUUUAGUAAUGUACUUUUUCUUGUACGAAGAAGAGUUUGACCCAUUCUUUCGUUAUGAAAUACCUGUCACUCACCUUUACUUUGGAAGAUCAGUAAGCAAAGACGUACUUGGCCGCGUUGGGAUGACAUGUCCUCGGUUAGUUGAACUGGUGGUAUGCGCCAAUGGAUUGCGGCCACUGGAUGAGGAGCUGAUCCGUAUUGCGGAACGUUGCAAGUAUCUGUCAGCCGUUGGCCUAGGAGAGUGUGAAGUCUCUUGCAGUGCCUUUGUUGAGUUUGUGAAGAUGUGUGGCGGUCGUCUCUCUCAGCUUUCUAUUAUGGAGGAGGUUUUGAUUCCCGAUCAGAAAUACAACUUAGAGCAGAUUCACUGGGAAGUUUCAAAGCAUCUCGGUAGAGUCUGGUUCCCGGACAUGAUGCCCACGUGGUAAAGUCCUUAAAAGACUUCAGGGCGGAUGGAAUAGCACCUUAAACCCAAGCUUACCAUAUUGCAAUUUACUGUAUAAGCUUA
Messenger RNA from Gavia stellata (red-throated loon), 1471 nucleotides. It is a transcript of the gene FBXL3, whose product is annotated as F-box and leucine rich repeat protein 3. The coding region runs from base 90 to 1391 and encodes 433 amino acids. NCBI's taxonomy places the organism in Eukaryota, Metazoa, Chordata, Aves, Gaviiformes, Gaviidae. The record is from RefSeq and is a predicted model, not a curated record. Gene Ontology annotation, cellular component: cytosol; nucleus; SCF ubiquitin ligase complex. Gene Ontology annotation, molecular function: protein binding. The transcript has 5 exons. Gene Ontology annotation, biological process: SCF-dependent proteasomal ubiquitin-dependent protein catabolic process; regulation of cell cycle; G2/M transition of mitotic cell cycle.